CUUCACAGUAUCAGUCUUCUGAGAUAUAUCUCAGUUUUCCCCUCAGCACAUGUACUGAAUCCCUAGUGUGAGUUGGUUUUGGUAAAAGUUCAAGAUACCUUGCCUGCUGGAGCGGGAGGAGGAUGGAUUAAGACCCAGCUACUGCCAGUAGUUAACAAAAUAGUAAAACCUGAAUACUUAGUAGAAGAUCUGACAACAGCAAAAUACAUUCGGGCUUUACCAGAUUGAUCAAGUAAAGGGUAGAAAGAAAAAGAAAAUCCAGGAAUGUCUAGUAGUUUAAUUUCACUGCUUUGAUGUUUUCCUCCUAAAUAUUUUUUUUCAUUUUGGUCUCCCUUUACUUUUCACCACUGGCUUUGUUUUAGCAUCUUUUGGGUCAAAUGAGGAUUUGUAGUCCGUCCAAAUAAAAUUGUCAAAAGAGUUUUUCGAACAGCCAGCAAAUGAGGUGAUGCAGUGUGUGUAUGGCUCAGAGCCACAGUUCAGCAGCAGCUGGUCCAGCACUUUGCAGUGCAAAAGCUACCACCUGAGUUACCUCAAUUGGAGUGAAGUGCUGUGGAUGUGCUGUCUCGCUGUAGGUUUUCUCCUGAUUUUUGUUUCUCUCACGAAUAGCCUCUUCAGUUUUAGGGAGAGCAGUGAUUUGCAGCAUCCUGUUGUGGAAGAAGGCACUGUAGGACUGGGUCUUCCUGAUCUCCAACACUCUGCCUCAGAGCUGUGUACCUGGGGCUUCUGUGUUAUCUAUCUUCUUUCCUUAAAGGAAGAGAUUUAGUUAUCUUUGUCUCAGUUUCCCAUGGAGCUUGGAGGGGGGCUCUAUGUGGGUGUGACCUCAUGUGUACAAGGAGUGAAUGGUCCAACUUCUGUGUUAUUUUUUUUCUAUCAGUCCUGGGGAGGGUACUUGGAAAAACAAACAGGGCAAACCCACUGACUCUCUUCCUAGAUGGUCAGACAAUCAUCAGAUAAUAAUCAGAUGUCAUGAAGGAUUUCAACUGAAUAAAUAAAGCUGAAGGAUUGAAAGGUAUAAACAAUUAAAAUAAUAGGACAAUGUACUUAAUUUUCAAAGUUUUGUGUCCAAAUAUAUAUAUAAAGCUGUUAAAAAGAUUUCUUGAUUCCUUUUAAUAAGAUUAUCCUUAAGGUAGUAUCACUGAAGGUGUAUGUACACGUGAGCUGUUGUAUAUUCUGAUUUACACAUGUUUGCACGCUUGUACUUUGGCAUUUCAUUCAUCUUCAGCUACAGGUAUUAGACUCUUAUUUUCCCAUUCUUGCAUAUUGACAUAGAGAUCAGCAAACUUUCAAGACUGUUUAGUGUUAGUUUUUUUCCUGAAAUCAGAGGGAAAUGUCAGCAACAGAAAUUCAUCCAAAUCUGAGCAAUGCUGCUGGACAAAAAGGGAAGACUCUGUGAGCUGUCCUGCUGGCAUCAACAUGCCUUUGUGUGAAGCAGCAACUCUAUCUCUGGCUGCCCUCAGAAUGUGGGAAUUGCUGCCUGUUUUGCUGUCUGCUGCUUCGGUCCUCAGCCACCCUACUACCAGCACUGUGCACUGCUGGCCUAUGGGCUAACCCUGCUGGUGGAGGACGCUAUUUUUGAGUGCUUGCUUUAGAGUGACUUGAACUGACUGCUAGGCAUUUAGUAUUAGGCUUUGUCAUAUUCUGAUAAAAUACUGGCAUCGGAGCAAGCAGGCUAGAUCAUUUGGAUUUAUUCUGCCCUCAGGUGUGAAUGACCCAAUCAGCUAAAUUCUGUGCAUUUAUAUGCUAUUUCCAUGGAAAUUAGUUUGGAUAAAUUCUGUGGCAUAGGUAACUUGAAUUUGACCUGGUGAUGCUUGUCCAGAUAAAGGCUAAGAAAUUAAUGUUAGGCAGUUCUCACAAAAGGGUAAAGAACAAAGAUCGUCAGUUGCAGAUUUAAACCAAACUCUGUCUUCUUAAAUAUAUGAUAUUUCAGUACUUAUAUGUGCAUUUUCUAAGCAAAUAUUUUAAGAGAUUCGAGAGCUUCGUCAGAUGACAUGCCCAAAUUGCAGACUGAAAUGUGGAAUCACUGCACCGCAAUCUUAGUUUACUCCUAUUGAAAUGUCUAUUUUUGGUAAUGUUUCCAGAUAACCUGUAUUUUAGCUUUUUUUUUUAAUUUUUAUUUUUUUUUUUAAUUAAGAUGAGUACUGUCGUUUUGGGACUUGUAAGUUUUCUUGUAUGAGCUUGGGAUCUUCAGUAGCAUAGCAGAUUUUGAAAUACUGCCAGGGAUGAGAGCUAAUUUUUUAGAGUGAAGAAUGAGUUUUGUGGCUUUUAGAUAUAUUUAUUUAAAAUUUCCUUCCUUACUGGUAAUUACUUAAAUAGAUAAGCUAUAUUGGCAGAUACUUUGGGAUAAAUAGAGCAACAUCGAGCAAAGCAGUAUAUCUUUCAGGGAAAAGAUUUUUCCUUAAGAGAAAUGAAUUCAUGUAAAUAUUUUAUUCAAAUAUGAUGUUUUAUAUGUUCAGGCAAGAUCGUAUGUAGGGUUACUCUAAAACAUUUAGCCUUGGCAAAUGUUUAGCCUGUUUGUUGAUCUUAGAGUGUUGCAGUGUUUAAAAUGCAUUUGGUGUAUUGUAAAGUCAACGUUUAAGAAAAAGACAAACGCAUAUUAUUAGUGAUAUUUUUAAAAUUUAAUUGAAUAAAUUAACUGUUAUUUGUAUAGAUGAGAACUUGGUUCAGAAAAUGAUACUCCCGAUAAUCCCAAAUAAAAUAAAAUUUUCAUAAAUGGAACACUCAGUCAUUGUGAUUUUGUUAACCUUGGUAAGUAAAUUAGCACAUGUAAUUUCAAAUCAUACAAUCAUCAUUCAAAAUAAGACAAGCUAAGAAGGUUUUAAAGUGAUAAUUGUUUUAAAUCAACACAAAUUUCAUAGGCAAAUGUCUAAUUUUGGUGUUUUCUGAAUCCAUCCAUUUCUUUUUGUGGAUGCCAGGUCAGAACUUGGACACAGAGUAGGUACAGUAUUCCUUCUGAGGAAACUCCAAAGAAGUGAACGUAAGGGCGUAUUUCCAAAAGACAAAUUAUCUAAUUUCCUACUUGCUUUCUCUAUAAAAUAUUUGCAUGACAGUUAAAGCUAACAAGUACUAGCAAAUAGUGUUUUUUAUUUAUGAAGUAAUGAGAGAAAUGUGUAUAAUAUUUGUGCUUGAGAGCAAUGGAAGAAAACUAAUUUGGAGUAAAAGUUCAUUUCAGUGACGAAUGUUAUCAUGCUGUGUUUGACAGGUCAUUGUAAUCAGCAAAGAAGAGGAACAAUGUAUUUUUGCAUGGUGAGGGAUAACUUGGAGGAUUUGUUCUUAUUUUUUCCUAAUGCAUGUUAAAGCAAUUAUAAUUACAGAGAAAUAAAAAGUCUCAUACAAGUAAACGGAUCUUUUCACAUUACGAAACAGGUUGCUCUGUGACUUGCAGAUCUGCAGUUAAGAAAUAGAUGGUAUAAAUGAAGAGACACCAAAGCAUUCCUUGAUAGAUGAAAUACAAGAUUUGAUAGAUUGUGUGUUUCUUCUCAUUGAAGUUGGUAGGAUUUUGAGGCAUACAGGUAAUUGAGAAUUAUGUCUGCUUUUUCUGGUUAUUUAUCUGGGAGUAACUCUGACAUCUGGUGAAAAGAUACAGUCACAGAAAUGAGUAUUAUUUGAUAACUGUUAGCAAAUUUAGGUUCGCUAGUGCAGAAGACCAUCUCAGAUGUGUUCUUUAAGAUGGUCCCCUUAAUAAAUUACGGAGAUGAUUUAGCUUCUUCACACAUCUUCUGAAGAGAGCUGAAACUGGAAGGCAGUGGAAGGCUUAGGGUGUCUAUCCAUUGAAGACAGAACAUAAGAAAAAGUUUCUAAAAAUGAUGACCAGAGCGUAGCAGAGCGUAUGUGCUCUAGUUAACAGGUGAGCCAUAGUAGGGAGGCAUUUUAAAAGUUUUAUUCAGAUUCUUGACCGUUAGACAACAAGCCCAAACAUCAAUCAGUAUCCUUACAUGUUGUGCCCUGAGAAGCAGACAAAGCAAUGUAUUUUGCCGCCUCCGGGCCCUCACAGAAUUAACUGGUGUGCUCGUUCCACUUUUACUCUGGUGAUAAACCUGCUCCACAGAACUCAUUCUAAUGUACACAUCUAUUUGCUGCUUAACAGCAGGGAUUUCUUGAAACAUGUGACUUUGAUGUGGUGCUGCUCUUUGGUCUCUACUGAGCAGAUCUGAGGCACAAAGGCAGCCCGGGGCCUCGUGCCAGGCCUGCUGCUUGUGCCAGGCCCCUGCGUGUGCCGUGGAUGGAGGUCUGGAGGCUUGAGGGCUGUCGCCUUGGCACGUUGCACCAGAGCUAAACUGACGUUUAGGAAAACUAACAAUUCUCAGAUGCUGUCCUGCUUCUGUACCUUAGCAGGGCUAGCUUUCCAAGCAGGAUUUCUAGCUCCCUGUAUUCAUAACAUAGAACUCUGGGAAUUUGGUAAGGGUUAAGGCACCGUAAGUGACAUCACACGUUAUAAAAUGACAAUUCGGAUAUCCAUGAGGAAUCUGUUGGUUUUUAAAAUAUUGUUUCAUACUCAUUGUUACAAGUUACGUAUAUGUAAAGCAGUUGCCUUGGGGAAAGGAGGCUUGUAGGUGCAUAUUGCACUUUAGAACAUUGCACUUUCACUUGUUGACUUUUUAAAUGCAAUUGGUACAAAAAAUUCUGCUCAUUUAGAGGGCCUAACAAUCCCAUCAGUAGAAGUGACAUGACUGACCGUAGAACCUACGAGUGUCUCUAUGAUGAUGCUGCCUUCACUUCAAAGUCCACAAUUGUGUUAAGAGCAUUCACAUUCCUCAUUUGUCAAGUGAAUUUGCUUGGUCUCUUAAGGGAAGACUCGGCGGUUUUUGUUUGCCAGGACUUGCAUUUCAUUUCAGAAAAUGAAGAGAAGGAAGAAGAGAAUGUAUCACUUUGGAAAAGCUUUUAUCUGCAGAGUGAUUUGCUUGGCUCAUCCUUUCCCACAGAAUAAUGUCUUUUUAGGAUUGUUUCAGCAUUCAUUUUCUGAUGAUAGAACUGGAAAUAGCAGCCCAGUUCCAUCGAUUAGUAUGGACUAUGUGAAAUGGAUAUUUUCAACAGGAAAAAGAAUAGUUUUCACCCUACUUCUCAUAGUAAUCACUUCACUGGAUCCAUUAUGUUCACUUAUUACUGGACAGUCUAUAAUAAUCUGUUUGUGUUGGGGGGAGGAGGGGUUUAAACCAAGAAAUAAACAUCAGUAAUUUGUUAUCACAAAGCCACUGGGGGUUUUAAGAAUGUUACUAUGACAAUUGGUACCACUGCUGUUGAAUACUCUGUGGCACUUUCCCUCCCCCCAUUUUUUAAAAAUAAAGAGCCUGCUUCUCUUUGUGUAGAGGAUGACCUGACAGCCUGUGAAGAACAGUUUACCCUCAGUAUAGGGGGCAGCCUGAACUCUUGAGUAAAGCUCUAGGAGGGGUUUCUGCUUAUCAGUUUCCAAAAUUACCAGUAUUCAGUUUCUAUUGGAAAGUGUUCCCGUGACAGGGAGUUGGACUAGAUGGUCUUUAAGGUACUUCUCGCCUCAGACCAUUCUACAAUUCUGUGAUUUGCACAAGAAGCACGUGUGUGACUAUGUGGUCUAUCACAAGCUCUCAUGUGCUUCGUUAAGGUAUUUUACUGCUGUUGUCUCACUGGCUCUCCCUGAAAAAAUAUAGCUUUGAUGUUUUAUAGCUGCAUGAAGGUGCCUUUUUUUUUACUACUGCAUUUUAUUUCUUCAUUGCGUCCCCAAAUCCCAGCUCGUCAUACUCUGAACAAAAUGUGUUUUCUUUAGCUGCCUCUGCCACUGACCUAGUACAAGCUUCUCUUCUUACUUCAUGGUAUCUCACUGUUGCUGAUGCAAAAUCUGGCAGCUUCCCUUUUCAACUUUGUUGCUGUGAUGUGCUCCAGCCAUGUUAAGCCUUUUGAUCACCUUAUUUUUUGUAACCUGGCAAAGUUCUUCGCUCAACAGGUAACUCCAUCAGAGUUUUAUUUCUUAAUUUGUAGCUUCUUUGUUUUUAUCAUCAAUGUCAUCAUCACCAUCAGUAUUUUAUCUUGAUUUCUAAUUAUUGUUUCAGUGACAUCUGCUUGAGCUGUGUUGUUCUUAAGUCUGGAUUCUUAUAUUCUUUUUCUGGAAUAAUUGUCAAGAAGUCUUGGUAUUGUUUGUAGGCUUGAGACAAAGAGUAGAUGGUAGCAAUAGAGAUGAUGGAAUAAGAUCUGAUGAGAGACACUGGACAAGAGAAUGAGCUGGAGGAUGAACAUAGAAUGAAACAGAAUCCAGGAGUGAAGAAGUGAGAUUAAAAUAAAAUAUUACCCUGGAGUGGAAAGGGAAGGGAAGGAAAAGGGAUGGAUAGAAAGGCUGGAGAAUUGAUGUAAAAACAAAUAAGCUGGCUAUACUAGAAAUUUCCAGGCUGAAAAAGUAAGAACAUCUUAAUGUGUUUGUUGUUGUUGUUGUUGUUUGUUUGUUUUUUGAGAAUUUAAUUCUGCAAAUGACUUAAAUAUAUGUCUGAAUUGAAGCACCUGCCUGGUCCAGUAAUUCCUCAGAAUAGAUGGUGACCCAUAUAGUUUAUAGCCUUAUGCAAAGCCUGCUGAAGGCGGUCUAGCAGUGUCCAUUGUAUACAGCGGGCUUUGGAUCAGGCUUCUGAACCUCUGAGCACGCAUUUAAGGAAGCACCUGAAAGAUAAUGCAUGGAGAAAUUCCUGACAUCAGUAAGGAAAUGGCGUAGCUGGUUUAAUAGCUUUUUCUCAGUCUGUGAUUCUAACAGCCAGGUUUGUGAUAUUUAUUUUAGUAUUCAUGUUCUUGCAGUCCUUUUUACAUUUCCCUGUUUUUCUCUGGCAGACAUCCCGCAGCUCCAUAAGUCUGGGGGAAGAGGAUGGUUAGCACGUUGUUGCUGUGGGGAUUUGAGUCUUAGUGCUUUGUGUUGGUAAUGCUGGGCAUAUAAAUUUUAAAACUUGCAUACUAGAGAUGCAGAUAAUUAUUUUCCCGCUACAUUUCAUACUCUGGUCUAGGCAAGAAAGAAAUUUCAAAAUAUUAAAAGAAGAGAAAGUUAUGAUUGUGGGGACCAUUGGAAAUGGAAACAGCAAGAGGGAUGUAAUGGAUGUAAGUCUAGUUAUCAGUCAAGCUAGAAAAAGGCAGCUUGUUCUGUCGAACACCAAGAAUGUUUGUAGUCAGCCAACCACUUAUGCAGGAAAGCAGCCCUAGACUGAAAGGUUUUCCAAAGAGAGGUGUGCUGAUUAGAUAAGAUGUCAUGGUCUUCUCCCGUCGAUGUAGGAAGAUAGCAGAUAUGAUCGCCUGAGAAAGCAGAGCUACCCAGUGCAAGCAUGGCUUUCGCCCAGUCACACAUUAUGGCAGCUAGAAGGCAUCAGCACAGUAGACUCAUAAUUGAAGUGGAUGAGUACAGCUCCAACCCCACACAGGCUUUCACGUUCUACAACAUUAACCAGGGACGUUUUCAGCCCCCACAUGUGCAAAUGGUUGAUCCGGUGCCCCAUGAUGCUCCCAAACCUCCAGGGUAUACUCGAUUUGUCUGCAUUUCUGAUACUCACUCGAGAACUGAUCCCAUCCAAAUGCCAUAUGGAGAUGUGUUAAUACAUGCUGGUGAUUUCACUGAGCUGGGACUUCCUAGUGAAGUAAAAAAAUUCAACGAGUGGCUAGGUAGCCUGCCCUAUGAAUACAAGAUUGUGAUAGCAGGAAAUCAUGAAUUGACCUUUGACCAGGAAUUCAUGGCUGACUUAAUCAAGCAGGACUUUUACUAUUUCCCCUCUGUUUCUAAGCUGAAGCCAGAGAGCUAUGAAAAUGUACAGUCUCUUCUAACAAACUGCAUCUAUCUUCAAGACUCUGAAGUGACCGUGAGGGGAUUCAGAAUAUAUGGCUCCCCUUGGCAACCAUGGUUUUAUGGCUGGGGCUUUAAUCUUCCACGAGGCCAAGCAUUAUUAGAGAAGUGGAACCUUAUUCCAGAUGGGAUAGAUAUUCUUAUAACACAUGGACCACCUCUCGGUUUUCUAGACUGGGUACCUAAGAAAAUGCAACGGGUAGGAUGUGUAGAGCUGCUGAACACAGUCCAGAGACGAAUACAGCCAAGGCUUCAUGUGUUUGGACAUAUCCAUGAAGGUUAUGGUGUCAUGGCUGAUGGAACUACUACCUACGUGAAUGCUUCUGUGUGCACUGUGAAUUACCAGCCACUAAAUCCACCUAUAAUUAUUGACUUACCUACUCCGAGGAAUACAUGAUUAUAAUAAAGGAUUUCAUGUUGUGCCCAACACAUUAGCAACUUUAUAUUGCUGGCUGAGAAUCCCAUUAGGGAACUGUUCAACAAGAAAAGUCCUUCUUCUCUUUUUCCUGCUAGCUCUUCACAGAUAAAUCUGAGUGACAAAAACGGAUGAUGAACAAAGACUUUUUGGUGCCAGAAACAGAUUAAAGACAUAUCACCAUUAAAAUGUUUGUGAACACAGAAAAGUGAAUGCAUUCCACAUCUAUAUACAUAUACAUCUCUCUCUCUCUCAAGUAGGGACUUUUGUAUAUACCGUACAUUAUAUUGGACUAACUAAAAGAACAGUGUCUUUCAGAGGAAUGUUUCUUCAAGAAAGUUUGCAGUUUAAACAGAGUUUAGACUAGGAUUUCCUCAUUUCAGAUGUUUCCCAUUGAGCUCUUGAUAAAAGUGAUGUUAAAGAUGUUUUCCCUUAACACAGGAUACACAAAAGAUGCUUCAUAAAUGACCAGCCACAAGAGGAAAGCUAUUAUUUCAAGCCUUCCAGGUCUUGAGUCCUUGCAUCUAUUCCAAACCAAUGCAAUAGAGGUCUUAAUUCACUGUACUGAAAUGAAGUUUGCUACAUCUGACAUUAAGGGAAAGGAUGCAUAUUGCCAGCAUGUUCUAAACAGCUCAAAAUCUAAGAAGGGAGAAGGGAGACUGUGUUAAGUGCAGUAUAAACUCAGGAAUUUGAGAGCUGAUUUCGCCUGUGGGGAAAAAAAAAAAAAAAAAAGAGACGUUUCCCUUAAAAAAAAUGAAGGAGUAUAACUGUGUUUUCAUAUGGUAAGGCAAUGCGUGAUUGUCUGUAAAAAGAAAAAAAAAACAAAAA
This is a messenger RNA of Tympanuchus pallidicinctus (lesser prairie-chicken), 9017 nucleotides long. It is a transcript of the gene MPPED1, whose product is annotated as metallophosphoesterase domain containing 1. NCBI's taxonomy places the organism in Eukaryota, Metazoa, Chordata, Aves, Galliformes, Phasianidae. The transcript is spliced from 7 exons. The record is from RefSeq and is a predicted model, not a curated record. The coding region runs from base 7263 to 8171 and encodes 302 amino acids. Gene Ontology annotation, molecular function: hydrolase activity.